GUGGUUUGCAGAUUCGUAUUUAUCAGUAUACACUGUUAACUUUGGAUAAAAUAACAUUUUUUACUAUUGAAAUGCUCAAUCAGAAUGAGAUCGAGGGACAACUUUAUUUAUACAUUCAUGUGCUUGAUGAUUGUAAAUAAAUACAUCAUAGCAACUGAUGAUAUCAAUAAUGUGGUAAACUCAAACAAAAAAAUCAUCAUUAUUGGAGCAGGGGCAGCAGGUAUUGCGGCAGCAUCGAAACUAUUUGAAAAUGGAUUCAAAAACGUGACAAUUUUAGAAGCUGAAAAUAGAAUCGGUGGCCGUCUUUAUACUACAAAAUUAGGAAAUUAUUCUGUGGACCUUGGAGGACAAUGGGUACAUGGACAAAAAAACAAUGUUGCCUUCAAUUUAGCUAACCCACUAGGUCUACUUGAUCCACGAAACAAUAUAAAUAUACAAGAAAAAUUUUUCAAUUCAUCAGACAAUCUUAUAAGUAGUAGCAUUGAAAACUAUUUGAAAAAUUUCUUUGACAAAUACUUCACAGAAACAAAUACAAUUGAUGUUCCUAGUACAACUGCAAAAUCAUACGGUGACUUUAUAAAACAAACCUAUGACAAAGAAUUUCAGAACAUCACUGAAAUGAUGGAUCACAAGGCAGAAAUUUUGAGUUAUUUAGAAAUUUCGAAACUCAAUUAUGAAUCCGCUGAUUCUUGGAAUGAUGUGUCAAUUCAUGACGACAGGUACAUUAUUCGAAAAGGUCAUCAAGAUAUAGCUUGGAUAUCUACGGGGUAUGGAAAGAUUUUGGAUAUAUUGAUGAAACGUUAUCCAGAUCCUGAUAAAGAACUUCCUGUUGCAAACAAUACAAUCUUAAACGCUGAAGUAACAUUAAUUGACUAUGCAAAUACCGAAAAUGGACAUCCUAUUCUAGUAACUAUUAAAGAUGGUCGAACGUUCGAAGCUGACCACAUCAUUGUAACGGUUUCACUUGGAGUUUUAAAAGCACAAUAUAAAUCACUUUUUACACCACCUUUACCACCUGAAAAAAUUCAAACUAUUGAGACGCUUGGUUUUGGUACUGCUGGUAAAGUAUUUUUAUUAUUUCAAGAAUCAUUUUUGGGAAAUGAAAACUAUAACAAUACACAUUUUGAAUUCAUAUGGAAUAAUGCAGAUAGAAAAAUCAUACAAAAUGACCCAGAGAGAAUGUGGUUACUGGGAGUAACUGGAGUUUGGCAAGUAGAACACAAACCAAAAUUAUUUGAGUUCUAUAUACCUAGUAAAUGGUCUAAAGUGAUGGAAACUAUACCUGAAAACAGAGUUUACAAUCAAACAAUUAAGCUUCUUGAACAGUUUAUGGGAAAACAAUACAAAAUUCCAAAACCUAUUGCAAUAAUAAGAACACAAUGGUAUACUAAUCCACACUUUAGAGGAACAUACAGUUAUCAUAGUGUACAAUCAGAUGAUCAACACACUUAUCCAGAAGCACUUCAGAAACCGAUCACCUCUGAAAAUCCUAAAGUCUUAUUUGCUGGAGAAGCAACAUCUGCACAUAGAUUUUCAACUGCUGAUGGAGCAAUCGAAUCAGGUUGGACAGCAGCUGAAAUACUUAUUAAGCUGUAUAAUACUCAGUUGGUCAAAUCAUAGAAGCUUUUCAUUAAGAAUUGAUUUAAUUUAAUUUUAUGUCGAAUAAAUAAAAAAUAUAUUUAUAAAAAUAUAUUUAUAUUAUAUAUAAAUAUAUUUAUAAAAGAACGUUAUGAAACUUCAACUAAACGAUUUCUCUAUCUUUUUUAUACAAUAUCGGUCAUGAAUUUCCGAAAAUUUUAUGGAAUAUCUCCAAUUCUAUUGAUCAUAGAAUACAAAUAAAAACGGCAAAUGUAAGAAGAGGAGAAAUACUAACUUUUUAUGGGGCGCGAAAAUUUCUAAAGUCAUUUUUUAUAUUUUUUAUACCACUUUAAAAAGUGUCAAUUUUUCAAAGUUUUUUUAAUUUCUAUAAUUACUUGCAUUUUUUUAAAUAUCAAUGAUAUGUAAAAAGUUCUCAAAAAGAUCGAAGGAUCUUGAAAAAAUCUAAAAUUAAAUGAAAUGCGAACUUACCCAUUUUAAAUGUACAGUCUUACUUGAAUAACUCCUCUGGAACUGCAGAAAUCAGAAAAAUAGUCAUUACAAAAGUUGUAAGGUUUAGAGGGAAGUGUCAUAUGGUGGUGACCUUGGAUUUGUCCUUGGCGUCAAUUUCAAGGUCAUAUGAAGGUCAAUUUUUUACUAUUAAAAAGUGUAUAAUAAAUUUUGUUAAAAGUUUUGAAAUAAAUUUGUAUCACUAAGUUUGAGAUUUGAUCUGUCAACAAUUUUAUUAUUAUUAUAAUUUUUUUUUUUAUUAUAGACGUCGCUUUUUUUUACUAUUUAACAAUUAUUAUUGUUGUU
Molecule: messenger RNA, 2391 nt
Organism: Phymastichus coffea
Lineage: Eukaryota; Metazoa; Arthropoda; Insecta; Hymenoptera; Eulophidae
Product: spermine oxidase-like
Exons: 8
Coding region: 85-1620 (511 amino acids)
Molecular function (GO): polyamine oxidase activity
Source: RefSeq, a predicted model, not a curated record